AUGGCGCGCCCGUUCGCGCGGUACCUGCUUCGCAUCCAGUACGACGGCGGCGCGUUCCACGGAUUCCAGCGUCAAGCGAACGCGAGGACGGUGCAGGGAUGCGUGGAGGAGGCGAUGGCGAAGUUCACCGGCGUCGAGGGCGGCGUCCACGCCAUCACCGGGAGCUCGCGAACGGACGCGGGAGUGCACGCGCUGGACGCGACCGCGCACGUCGACAUCGACGACGGCGACGCGGGGGACGCGCCGCCGCCGCCGCCGCACAGCGCGCGAACGGUCAUGAAAGCCGUGAAUCACUACCUCCGCAAGACGGCGCCGAUGGCGUCGAUCGCGUCGUGCGCGCGCGUCUGCCCGGAGACGUUCCACGCGCGGUACUGCGCCACGGCGAGAACGUACCGAUACCUAAUCUACCUCGGCCGAGACGAGCCGUCCGUGUUCGAUCGCGGGAAGGCGUGGCACGUGUACGACGGUCGUAACGCAUCAGGUGCGGGGGUUAACACGCACGAACCGUCCGGCGGAUGCGCGCUCGGCGGCCUGGACGUGGACGCGAUGAACGCGGCGGCGCGCCGAUUCGUCGGUGAGCACGACUUCUCCGCGUUUCGCGCCAACGGAUGCCAGGCGAGCUCGCCGAUUCGGAGGCUGCACGUCCUGCGCGUCGACCGCGCGAUGCCGUGGCCGUCGUUCCCGAGUAUCGCGUCGCAGGAUUCUAUGGUGAUGCACUCUUUCGACGUCGCGAAGCCUAUGGAAGAGGACGAUCUGUCCGAAGUUUUGGUUCCGGAGGCGGAGACCGAAGGAAAAAAAGAGAAGACGCCGCCGCCGCCGCGAAAGCCGCCGUCCGGUCGCGUCACGAGCGGGCACAUCGUCAUAACCGCCCGCGCGCCUUCGUUUUUAUACCACCAAGUUCGGCUCAUGGUCGGCACCCUGCGCGCGGUCGGCGCGGGCGAGCUAUCCCCGGACGACGUCACGGACUUGUUGGAGGGGACGACGGACGCGUCGAGAGCGCCGCCGAUGGCGCCGGCGCACGGAUUGUACCUCGAACGCGUGCACUACGACGGCAGAAGGCGGUGGAGAUCGCGCCGCGCGGGGCAGGGCGCCGAGGGCGACGUCGUCCCCGGGGGCGAGGAGGGGGAGGAGGAGGAGGACGAAUGGUUGGACGAGGAAGGAUCCGAGCGCUGA
Micromonas pusilla CCMP1545 is the source of this 1173-nucleotide messenger RNA. RefSeq lists its product as uncharacterized. Gene Ontology annotation, molecular function: pseudouridine synthase activity; RNA binding. The record is from RefSeq and is a predicted model, not a curated record. The coding region runs from base 1 to 1173 and encodes 390 amino acids. Gene Ontology annotation, biological process: tRNA pseudouridine synthesis. The transcript is spliced from 2 exons. NCBI's taxonomy places the organism in Eukaryota, Viridiplantae, Chlorophyta, Mamiellophyceae, Mamiellales, Mamiellaceae.